AUGAUUCACGAUGAGACUACUGCGGUCAUGUUGCUAAGGAACGUAUUGAUUAAAUCUCCCGCAUCAAAUGACGCACCCCCGACCUCUUUGAGAAGAGCUAUCAGUGAUUUUCAAACCACCAUGGUGGGCUACCACGUCAUUGAUUCCUGGACCGACCGCACCGAGAUAUCAAAUCUAGGCAGAACUGCAGCAGGCCAGCAGGAGAAACCCAGUGAUCACAUGAACCGUGAUCACCAGACUUUAUCCUUCAAGCCUGUAUAUGAUGGUGCUUCGCCUCGGCCUCCAACGGUCCCACUUCACUCCACCACAGCUGAAAAGAGGGUCACCCCCCACUCAGCCCGCUCGCGCAAAGCGCGCUUGCCGCAGCUUUGGAUAACGGCAGGUGACCUGCCCAAUUGGUCGUGA
This is a messenger RNA of Penicillium oxalicum, 405 nucleotides long. RefSeq lists its product as uncharacterized. The record is from RefSeq and is a predicted model, not a curated record. NCBI's taxonomy places the organism in Eukaryota, Fungi, Ascomycota, Eurotiomycetes, Eurotiales, Aspergillaceae. The transcript has 4 exons. The coding region runs from base 1 to 405 and encodes 134 amino acids.